Messenger RNA from Pelodiscus sinensis (Chinese soft-shelled turtle), 3019 nucleotides. The record is from RefSeq and is a predicted model, not a curated record. NCBI's taxonomy places the organism in Eukaryota, Metazoa, Chordata, Testudines, Trionychidae.
CCCUUCUGACCUUAAAGUCCAUGAGUCUAUGAGUGGAGCAGCCCCCCCUUUUAAUCCAUUAACUAAUUAAACAUACUAUUUAACCAGUUAGCUGAUUAAUCGGGGAUUUUACAUCCCUACCGAGGAUGUGGAGAUCUGCAAGUCAUUUCUGAAAAUGCAGCUGCGGAUACCAGUUUUGUUUCCACACAGGGCUCCACUAAAAGGGUGCUUGAGCUGGAUAAAAUGAAUGCAAAUAUAAUUCCUAUGGAAACAGAACAGCGGGGAAUCAGCCUGGAACUGGACAGCUGCCUGCAGGGCACCCCUGGGUUACCCUGUCGAGCUUUUAUCUGGCAGCCCCCAGGGAAGAGCCCCUCACAACUCCCGCUGCUCCCCACCGACAGCCACUGUCAUGAGCCGGCCGCGCAGGGCGCGGGCGCUGGCAAAUAUAAGGCAACCGCCGUGUGCGCUGAGCACGCUCCGCCUCACAGCCUGGGCUCUGGCCCACUCCCUGGUUCCAAAUAGCGCCUAGCCCUUGCGCCCCUUUGUCUGACACGCCCCCCUUAGUUCCCGCCCUCGGCCGGUGAGGAUAGUACUGCACAUGCGCGGGGCCUAAAAUGCGUUUCUCCCUUUAAAUCACUACGCGUGCGCCUCGCCUUGUUAGGCGGCGCGGGCUGGGGUAGGAAUCCAGCCGUACUGAGAGCAUUGCGCGUGCGCGGCGGAGGGACGCUCCAGGCUUAGUUUUUUUUCCGGCGGCCUUUCAUCCGCGCCGUUGCGCCGUGCCGUCACAACGCAAAGCCGCUGUGACGUAGCAAGCGGUGGCCUUACGUAGCUGUCUUUCCUUCUUCCCGUCGCGAUCGACAUCCGGGUACUUGGGGCUGCGGGAGGCUCUGAGGGGAGGUAGCGGCGGCGGCUUCCUAGCGGAGAGGCCGUGGAGCAGCUCCCCAGCGGGUCAGUACGGAGCGGGGGCGGGGCAAUCUGAGGACCCGCUGGGGGCGGGGUGUAUAUGGCGGCGGAUCUGUCCGCCCUGGCUGCUAGGCUGUCGCAGUCGGCCGCCGCCAGGUCCUACGGGGUCUUCUGCAAGGGGCUGACCCGGACCCUCCUCAUCUUCUUCGACCUGGCCUGGAAGCUGCGGAUCAACUUCCCGUAUCUCUACAUCGUGGCCUCCAUGAUGCUCAACGUCAGGCUACAGGUUCAUAUUGAAAUCCACUGACUUGAGACUUGCUGUGCUUAUUGUACUCUCUGCUGCAACUAGGGUUAUUAGGUAAUGUUUUUUUAGCAAAAUGCGAAGUUUGAAGGACAGAAGAGCUAUGAUUGUCUCCCAUAUGACUGUGGAGGAGGAGGAAGAUUUAAACCAUGAACAGUUAUGUGAAAGUGGCCCAAAUAGCCAAAACAAGGUCUUUCACCUUCCAGACAUACAUUCCUUGCUGAAUGAUUCUCAGGUUGAUGUUAAUAAUAGCUUACAAAAAGAAUUCUUCUCUCUUAAGAUCAGGAAUUGUUCUUUAUUUAAGGCUGUACCUUUGCCUCAUAUUGGCAAGAAAAUGCCCCCUCAUUUGAGUGAACCAGCAAGGUUAAAUUUAAGUGCAGCUGUCUCUUCAAAGGAUUCAUAUCAUCUGUUUGUUUCACCUGAGAGAGGACAACUUGAUAAGAUUUUUAACCACUUUGAUAAUACUUUUGUGACAGGUUGGCUGGAGAAAGCAUAUAGUUCCAUUAGUGACUUGGGUGUCUGGUGUUGCACUGGAGAUAACUUUGUACACUUUGCACAUUUCUGGCUGACAGAGCUACAUGACAAUCAGAAACGGCAGCUGUUGGAAUUAGAAAUGGAUAUUAUUGAAGAUGAACUGCAACUUGCAUUUCUUGAGUUGGAUUCUGAGUUGCAACCUUCUGAUCUGAAUUCCAUCCUUGCUGCCACAUUGAGUGAAUAUCCUAUGGAACUGUUGAGCAACCAGAAAUCGUACAUUUUCCUUGACUAUUUAAGCCUCAUGUCGUCAGAGAAAACCAGUGGAUAUAAAAAAAUGCUUUCAAGUAUAAAAUAUACAACAAAUAAUCCUCAGGUUACACAAUGGCUACUAGCUGUACGAGCUUGUGCACUAGCAAAUCUUUGGCAUGCUGUAGUGAAGUUUUAUAAGGCAUUGGUCAGUACCAGGCUCCUUCCUGAAGUACAUAUCAAGAGUUCUGUUUCUGCUACUACAAAGCAAACAAAUGAAGUGGUUAAAGAAAGAGCUCUACAGAGUGUCCAGUUGGGAUAUGUGGAUGUCUUGCAUUAUAUUAUUUUAAACCAGAAGCUUGACCUUGGUACUGUAGAUGAAAAAAAUCGAAAUCUGAUAUUUUUAGCCACAAUAUAUGACCAACCAAAGAUACUGGAUUAUUUUCUUGACAUGGGACUCCCUAUACCUGACAUUAACCAACCAGCAGAAAAUGGAAACACACCACUUCAUGCUGCAGUGAACACUGGAAAAAUGCACCUUGUAUCAUUGCUGUUGCAUUAUCCUGGAAUUAAUGUGAAUUUCCCAAAUCCCCAGUGUGAUGGAGCUACUGCACUACAUCUUGCUAUUGCCUAUGGGUACUUGGGAAUUUGCUAUUUAUUAUUGAAUGCUGCAGCUGAUGUGGAAAGCCCCCUGGGAGAUCUAACACCUGUGCAACUUGCUGAGAAUUUUGGUAAUAAAACUAUAACUAAGUUCGUAAAGAUGCAUGUUAAAAAACUUAAACUUGAAAAUAAAAUGUUUGCCUGAUUCUGUAAAGCAUAAUAGCAUUUUCCAAUAUAUCUAUUUUAAUUUUAUACAUUGCAUUUCUUUUAAACUUUUGACAUUACAGUACAGUACUGCUUUUAUCUGUGGUAUGGCAGCUUGCCAACAUUAGUUUUUAGUGAUAAAUUCUGCAAUACAGCCAUGAAAGAUUUUAUAUCUUAGGCUACUUCCUUCUGUUAUUUUAUGAUCUUUCUGGUUUUGUCUGUUCUCAGCCAAAUGACAACUGGUUCUGUUUUAUUAUAUAAAUAAAUGAAAGGAUGUAUAUAAUCAACUUCAUAUUAAAACUGACAAUGGCU